Seriola dumerili (greater amberjack) is the source of this 2527-nucleotide messenger RNA. RefSeq names its product toll like receptor 2 (gene tlr2). The coding region runs from base 56 to 2458 and encodes 800 amino acids. The transcript is spliced from 2 exons. Gene Ontology annotation, molecular function: transmembrane signaling receptor activity; protein binding; triacyl lipopeptide binding. The record is from RefSeq and is a predicted model, not a curated record. Lineage: Eukaryota; Metazoa; Chordata; Actinopteri; Carangiformes; Carangidae. Gene Ontology annotation, cellular component: membrane. Gene Ontology annotation, biological process: immune response; inflammatory response; toll-like receptor signaling pathway.
ACACACACGGUGGAGAAGGUCCGGAGAGCAGAUACUUGUUUUGAAGGAAGUCAAGAUGAAAAUCCUGACGUCGCUCAUGUUUAUCCUUCUGCUAAUGCAUCAAAGCUUUUCACUCUCCACACCGCAGUGUCACAUGUGUGAACAAACAUCAUGUAACUGCUCAGGACAAAACCUGCAGAAAGUCCCCGCAGCCCCCUCAAAGCUCAUCACUGAACUCGACAUCUCUUUUAACAGACUGACGACGAUACUAAAAGAUGAUUUUCUUGCUUAUGCCAGUUUAAGGUCUUUGAUCAUGACUAGCAACAACAUCAAAACAAUCCAGGAACAAGCAUUUGACCCGCUGAUAAAUCUGGAGAAACUGGACCUGUCUUUAAAUCAACUGGAUACGUUGUCUGCUGGAUGGUUUAAGAACCUUUCUACCCUUCGGUACUUGAAUCUUUUGGGAAACAAAUACGUAACAUUGGGUCAAGGCAAUCUGUUCCAACCACUGAAGAAAUUAAAGACCCUACAUUUUGGAGGACCUCAGCUUCAGUCUGUCAGGAAAAAUGACUUUUCAGGUCUUAGUGGUCUUGAAGAGCUGUUUUUUGAUGGGAAAAAUCUACUGCAGUAUGCAAUAGGAGGUUUGAGAGAAAUUGGGCCUAUUAGCCAUGUGACACUUGGUUUGAAUGGUCCUUUUAUGACAAAUCUAAAGCUUGUAAUUGAUGUAGUAUCUGAUGUCGUACACCCAAACACAACACUGACUUUCACUGACACAUGGCUCCUUUUAGAGUAUCAAAUCUCCCCAUUUAAAGUAGCCUACAACCGUGGAACUACAGGUCUUAUUUUUAAAAAUGUUACCAUGACAGUUGCAGCUUGUAUAGCACUUCUAAAUUUGCUACCAGACUCUAAUAUAACUAUGUUGGCACUUGAAGAUACAACAUUUUUUUUAACAUCUCUGAGUCACUUUACAUCAAUUCCAGACAAGUACCGUUUGGAGGUUGUUGUCAUAAAAAACGUGGAAGUCCCUCAGUUCUACAAUUUUCCAGCCAUCACUUUCUUGGAGCCACUACUGAAAGUGGUGCGAAGGGUGUCACUGCUAAACUCCAAGUUGUUCGCCAUUCCCUGUGAAUCCUCAGCUGAUUUCUCACAGCUGGAGUAUUUGGAUAUCAGUGACAACAUUUUCAGUGAUCUCACGCUGAGAGAAAUGAUGUGUGACGGCAAAGGUGUCCUUUGGAGUCUGCAAACCAUCAAUAUCAGCAGAAAUGACCUACGGUUAAUCAACAGCCAGCUCUUCACCAAACUAGAAAAUCUAAAAAACAUUGACAUGAGUGGAAAUGUGUUUCACAGAAUACCUGAGACUUGUAAGUGGCCGCCAAAUCUUAGAUUCUUAAACCUUUCAUCAACACAUUUAACAAAGGUGACCUCUUGCCUGCCAGAAAGUUUACACAUCCUUGACCUAUCAGACAAUAAAUUAAGCGUGUUCAACAUCAAGCUACCCUUUCUCACAGAGUUAUACAUCUCCGGCAACAAGAUUGGUAGUUUGCCUGAUAGUAGUUUAUACCCUCGUCUUGAAUCCAUCUCCAUUCAAAACAACGACUUGCAGACAUUCAGCGGUAAUAAUCUAAAUGACUAUAAAAAUCUGAAGAGGCUGGAGGCUGCUGCUAACACGUACGUCUGUUCAUGUGAAUUUGUAGCGUUCAUGACAAGUGACUUGGUGAAACAUCGAGUCAGAAUUAGAGACGAGUUCACAUUGUACAUCUGUGACUCCCCUGAUGCUGUGAGAGGAAAGAGUGUGGCAGACGUGAGGUUAUCAGUGUUUGAGUGCCACAGGGCGUUAUCUUUUUCUUUACUCUGCUCAGGCAUCCUGGUAAUGUUUCUGCUCUUCUUACAUUUGUGUCACAAGUACAGUGUUGUGUGGUAUAUAAAGAUGACUUUGGCCUAUCUGAAAGCUAAGAGAAAGCCAAAGUUAAAAAGGGGAGAGCUUGAGUAUGACGCCUUUGUGUCCUACAGUGAGAUGGACUCUGGUUGGGUGGAAGCCCAUCUGGUUCCUGAGCUCGAGCAGUGCGAGCCCCCUUUCCGACUCUGCCUUCACAAAAGAGACUUUGUACCUGGGGGAUGGAUUAUAGACAACAUCAUGGACGCCAUUGAGAAGAGUCACAAAACACUCUUCAUCCUUUCUCAGCAUUUUGUCAGGAGUGAAUGGUGCAAGUACGAGCUGGACUACACCCAUUUCAGAUUGUUUGACCAAAACGACGACACAGUUGUUCUGAUUCUGUUGGAGCCCAUUGACAAAAACACCAUCCCAGAAAAGUUCUGUAAGCUGCGGAGAGUCAUGAACUCCAGGACGUACUUGGAGUGGCCUGAUGAUGACAACCAGGUUGCCAGGUUCUGGCAGAGUUUGAGAACAGCUAUUAAAAGACCUGUGACUGAUAAUGAUGGAGUCAAUAUAUUCUAUCAAGCUGGUAAUGUGGUGUUUUGAAUUGUAGUGUUAUAUUCAGGGGACAUGCUCUUUUUUCCCCAUUCACAGCAGCUACAUGCACUAUGUGAA